Acanthopagrus latus (yellowfin seabream) is the source of this 7196-nucleotide messenger RNA. RefSeq names its product mucin-2-like. Lineage: Eukaryota; Metazoa; Chordata; Actinopteri; Spariformes; Sparidae. The transcript is spliced from 2 exons. Bases 136 to 6690 code for a protein of 2184 amino acids. The record is from RefSeq and is a predicted model, not a curated record.
CCAUCAGUUCUCCCUCCCUUCCUCUUCUCCCUCCCACCUUACCUCCUCCUCUCACUGUCACUGCGCUUCUCGGACUGAGGUGGGUCUUUUUAACACUCUCUCCCAACUCUCCUUUUACUCUUUACUCGGGACGUGAUGAGGUUAACAGCACUGUGCAUCUGUGGGACCCUGCUGGCCUUCACGAGUCUCUCUUGGACCACGGUGGACUCUGAUGAAGGCGACCUCCUGGAGUACGAUGGAUUUGGGCCCUGCGCCGCAACUCUGAGAGCUGAGGGGCCGUGCAGACAUGGGCAGGAUGAGACUACGUGCCCCUACCUAUUCAGUAUGCCGCCGCUGACUGUCUAUUUGCCAAAGCAGCUCAGUGAGCUGGAGAAGAUCGUAGAGGAUCUGCAGAAGCUAAAGGACAAUGUGGAUGAGCUGCGGAGGAUGUGCGCAGACUGUACAGUAAGCCAAACUGAGAGAGAGUGUGGAAGGCAGAGCGAAAGAGAGCAUGAAAAGCUGAAUGAGAAAGGUACGGAAAGACGCAAGGAUGAGAGGAACUCACCGAACGAGAGAAAUCCUGAGAGAUUAAAAGAAUUCAGACAGGAGUGUGGGACAGACAGGCUUAAACCAGGAAAGUCUAUGAAAGGAGAUGGUGACACUGACUCCAGAAAAAGAACAACUUUGGAAGAGAAAGGGAGAAAGAGGUGGGAAACAGAAAGAGAGAGCAAUAAAGGGGUCAUAAAAGAAAAUGAGGAUGAAGAAACCCGAAAAGCAGUUGCAGAAAAUGAUGGAAAAACUCAGAGAGAGGGGGCAAAAGGAAAGGAUGAAUUAGGGCAGGCAAAGGUGCCAACUGCUGGUGGAAAUGAAAGAAUAGUGGAUAUUGUCAGAGAAAAGGUUGUUGAAAGAAAUAACAAAGAGAGAGAGACAGACAGGAAUGAAGAAAAGGGUGGAAGAGGGAUUUCAAAGGGAGAUCAAGAGGAUAUGUUGGAGAGCGGAAAAGAGAGGAGGAUUACAACUAAUAUAAAAAAUAAGGAGAAAAAAGAAGAAAGUGACCGUCACGUGUGGCGAGACAAAACAAAGGAAGCGGAGAGAAACACCCAAACAGAGGAAGACGGGGGCAGUGAUGGAAUAAAGAUGUCUGUGGACCUUGGUGAGCAUACAAAUAAGGAGCAGGAGCAGAACAGGGAGGAGAGGAAAAAGGAAAUGGAAAGGGGAAUAAAAGUGGAUCGAAAUAAUGAGAAACCGAAACAGACUGAGAGCAUUGGGCGCGCAGAAAAAGAGAAGACUAUAAAAGAGGGGGCGGUGGAGGAGGAGGAGGAGAGGGAGAUCAAAACAGAAGUAGGGAAAACAGUCCAGAGUGUACAGAGAGACAGUGAUGGAGAAUUAUCAUCCAGCAAGCCAAUCGAGAGGACAGACUUUGUUUCAAUCAGGCCAACCCCUCACUUUACCAUGACUGUAGCUCCGAGGCACGACUUCAAGGACUCAAACGAAGCUGAAACCUUUACGUCAUCUCUUCCAUCUCCUCCUGCGUCCAGCUCAACUUCACGUUUGCUCACAGGUGUUGAUCAAGAGAUGACAAUAACUGCUGGCGGGCUAACAACUCAAAGCAAAGGCCUUGGAGCAGCUGGCAAUUCUGAGCACCCGCGCUCUAAUGCAGAGGCCGGUGUUCGGACCACAAGUAGGCCGGCAAUAACAGCCACAGUCGGCACACUUGGUGGCCCCGUACAGCAGAUAACCAGAGCCGCUAGUAGGGUCACUUCUACAACCAGCGCAAGACCUGGGGCAGGCCUCCAGGGGCGAGUUAGCUCAACUAUGGUAACUGCAACCACCACGACUCCUCAUCAGAAUUUAUACACAACUACAUUCCCAGGAGUCGCAGGCCGCAGUCGUUGGACAGCCAAAAAGAACAUCAGCUCAAACACUAAAACUGGAGUAAAACCUCUUCCAGGCCGUGGACCAAAGCCCGGUGAAAAUCAUAAACCAGCAAUUAAGCCUGAAGUAGACCGAAGGCUUAAAAAACCUAAGAAUGACCGUAAACCUGAUCAAGCUCCUUUGCCUGACAAAAAGACAAAACAUGACCAAAAGCAGAGGCCUUCUCACCAAAAACCUACAACGGACCAGAGAUCUAAUCCUGACAAAGGCCCAAAACGAGACCAAAUUCCAAAACCGGACCAAAGACCUCCGACUGAUAAUUUACCAACUGAUCAAAGUAGAAAUAAUAUUCCAACACCUAAACUUGACCAAGAAGAUACAACUGAUCAAAACCAGUUACCGGUCCAGAGGCCUACAUCACAUCAGAGACCUGAAACUCUAAACAGAACUGGUUCUGACAAAGGCCCUCGAACUGACCAAGACCCUGAAAUCCCAAGUAAUAAUCAAAACUCGAAAAAACCUCUUCAUCCUCUGAAAACAGACAAGCUUGACCAGGAGCAAAAACCUCACAAAAAGACAAAAAGUGAAGAAAAAACUAACCCAGAUCAAAGGUCAACAAUAAACCAGUAUGUUCCAUCUGCUCAAGAGCCUGAACCUGAAAGAACUAAAACAGCUAGCUUCACGCCUAAACCAGAGCAAAAUCCUGUAAGAGAAGUGUUUGAAAACCCUGGUGAAAAUCCUUCACCUGACCCUAAAUCUGUUCAGCACGAAUCACCUGGACAAAAGCUUAAACCUGAUCGUACCCAGAUCAAACCCUCAGAGCAAAAGCCUAAACCCAACCAAACACCAAAAACUGAAGGAAAACAAAAACCUGAUCAAAAGACAAAAAUAAACCAAUAUGUCCCCUCUUAUCACGAGUCUGAUCCUGAAAGAGGUGAAACAGCUAGCUUCAAGCCAAAACCAGACCAAAAUCCUGCAACAGAAUUUGAAGAAACUUCCGAAAUAAAUCCAACGACGGAGCCUAAAUCUGUCCAAGACUUAUCACCUGGACAAAAGCUCACACCUGAUCGUACCCAGAUCAAACACUCUGAUCAAAAGCCUAAACCCAACCACAAGCCAAAAGCUGAGGGAAAACAAAAAACAGAUCAAAGGUCAACAAUAAACCAAUAUGCACCAUCUGUUCAAGAGCCAGAUCCUGAAACAAGUGACACCGUGAGCCUCACGCCUAAACCUGACCGAAAACCUGUAACAGAACUGUUAGAAAACCCUGAUGAAAGUCCUUCACCUGAGCCUAAAUCUGUCCAAGACUCCUCAUCUGGAAAAAAGCUUACACCUGAUCGUACCCUGAUCAAACCCUCUGAUCAAAAGCCUAAAACUCACAUAAAGCCAAAAACUGGAGAAAAACAAAAGCCUGAUGAAAGGUCAACAAUAAACCAAUAUGUCCCCUCUUAUCAAGAGCCUGAACCUGACCGAAAACCUGUAACAGAACUGUUAGAAAACCCUGAUGAAAGUCCUUCACCUGAGCCUAAAUCUGUCCAAGACUCCUCAUCUGGAAAAAAGCUUACACCUGAUCGUACCCUUAUCAAUCCCUCUAAUCAAAGGCCUAAACCCAACCAAAUACCUUCCACAGAAUUUGAGGAAAAUUCUGAAAUAAAUCCAACAACGACAGAGCCUAAAUCUGUCCAAGACUCCUCAUCUGGAAAAAAGCUUACACCUGAUCGUACCCUGAUCAAACCCUCUGAUCAAAAGCCUAAAACUCACAUAAAGCCAAAAACUGGAGAAAAACAAAAGCCUGAUGAAAGGUCAACAAUAAACCAAUAUGUCCCCUCUUAUCAAGAGCCUAAACCUGAAAGAACUGAAACAGCUAGCUUCACACCAAAACCCAAACAAAAUCCAGGAACAGAAUCAUUAGAAAGUCCUGAUACAAAUCCUUCGCCUGAGCCUAACUCUGUCCAGGAGCCAUUGCCAGGACAAAAGCUCACACCUGAUCGUACCCAAAAACCUAAACCUGAUCAAAAAUCAAAAUUAAACCAAUAUGUCCCAUCUGUUCAAGAGCCUGAUCCUGAAAUAAGUGAAACAGUGAGCCUCAAACCUAAACCCAACCAAAAACCUGCAACUGAAUUUGAGGAAAAUUCAUAUAUAAAUCCUUCGCCUGAUCCUAACUCUGUCCAAGACUCAUCAUCUGGAAAAAAGCUUACACCUGAUCGUACUCUGAUCAAACCCUCUGAUCAGUUACCCAAACCCAAGCAAAAUCCCAAAACUGAAAGAAAACAAAAACCUGAUGAAAGGUCAUCAAUAAAUCAAUAUGUCCCCUCUUAUCAAGGGCCUGGAUCCGAAAAAGGUGAAACAGCUAGCUUCACACCAAAACCCAAACAAAAUCCUGAAACAGAAUCAUUUGAAAGUUCAGAUCCUUCGCCUGAGCCUAACUCUGUCCAGGAGCCAUCGCCAGGACAAAAGCUUACACCUGAUCAUACCCAGAUCAAACCCUCUGAUCAAAAGCCUAAACCUCACAUAAAGCCAAAAACUGGAGAAAAACAAAAACCUGAUCAAAAGUCAAAAUUAAACCAAUAUGUCCCAUCUGUUCAAGAGCCAGAUCCUGAAAGAAGUGAAACAGCUAGAGUCACACCAAAACCCAAACAAAAUCCUGGAACAGAAUUAUUAGAAAGAUCAGAAAUAUUGACGUCGCCUGAGCCUGUCCAAGACUCAUCAUCUGGACAAAAGCGCCCACAUGAUCGUAACCUGAUCAAACCCUCUGAUCAAAAGCCUAAAAAUCCCAAGACUGAAGAAAAACAAAAGCCAGAUCAAAGGUCAACAGUAAAACAAACUGUCCCAUCUGUUCAAGAGCCUGAUCCUCAAAGAAGUGACACAGUUAGUCUCAAGCCUAAACCAGACCAAAAUCCUGGAAGAGAAUUUGUUGAAAAUUCUGAUAGAAAUGCUUCGACUGAGCCUAAUUCUGUCCAAGACUCAUCACCGCGAGAAAAGCCUAAACCUGAUCGUGCCUUGAUCAAACCCAAACCUAGCCAGAAAACCCCUAAAAUACACCAAAAGCCUAAACCUGGGCAACCACCUAAACUUAACCAAAAACAUCCAGACCCUACAAAAGGCCAGAAGACUAAGCCACAUGUGAAGCCUAAACCUAAUCAAAGACCACAAACAAAUCAAGAAUUUAAAACACCUCAGCCUGACGAAAUGCCCGACCUUAACCCCAAAUCUGUGCCUGACGAAAUCCCUGGAGCAGAAUCCAACAAAACAUCCAAACCCAGACCACCAACCAGACCCAGAGUGAGGCCAGGAGCAACAUCUUUUCAAAGGCCAAAACCAUCAGUGCAACUAAAGCCAAGUCCAGAGACCAAAACAGAUCUAGAUCCACCUCAAAUCACCAGGACGACUACAGAUAGCAUCCAAAACUCUCAAACUGACAUGCCACCUGCAUCUGGCCAUAAAAAACAGACUGCUGACGUGACUCAUUCCCCAGGAGAGACAGAGUUCAGUCCCAGCAGGAUGAAAACUAUCACUCUGGGUCCAAAAACCUCCAACAGCCUGGAGACUGGACCCUUCCCUCGCCUUCACGCUCCCCCUGAAGGUUUCACAAUGAGCCCAAACAGCAGGGUUACGUCUGAUCUGAGGCCACAAACAGUCGGUCAACCACCAUCGAUCCCAAUGACAACAAGACCAAACAAAUUCAUGCACGGGAUCCUCCCAAGUGUUAUCCCUAGCACCAGUCCAGGAUCCACAAAGCCAAGUGAAGCUUCUGAUAGUGUCUCCAGGAUACAACCUAAGAUACUUCACAAUAUGGAGGAAACAGCUCCCAGACAAACUCCAGAUCCAGACAAAACGCUGAUUGCGGUCCCUUCACCCAGUGCUAAAACUACCUCCACAACCAGCCCAGACUUCGGGUCAACCAGCCCUGCCACCUCUGGCCCGGAGCCUCUUGCACCUGAAGCUUCCACUCCCAGUGCACGUGAGCUGCGAGUGAAAAUCAACCAGGUGGCGGCUUUCUUCAAUAACAGCCUGAGUCCUAAUGGAAGAGUGACAGACAGACAACCCAUAGAGAGCCCAGAGGACAACGAGGGAGGCAGCAGGCCUGACAGGACAGACAGCAAACGACCAACAUUACCAUCUAAAGGUACCUCGCUGAGGAGAGACUGCUCUGACUACCUGCUCAGGGGCGACACAAAGAGUGGGGUGUACCUGGUGACCCCUGACCUCCGCAGCAGGAGCUUCUCGGUCUUCUGUGACAUGGAGCUGGAUGGAGGAGGGUGGACGCUCCUGCAGCGCCGUCAGGACGGCAGCGUGAGCUUCAACCGCACCUGGGAUGAGUACCGAUCCGGCUUCGGGGAGCUGGACGGAGGGGAGUUCUGGCUGGGCAACAACAUGAUCCACGUGCUGACCCGGGACAGGGACAUGAUGCUGCGGGUGGAGCUGGAGGACUUCGACGGGGUGAUGGAGUACGCAGAGUACGAGCAGUUCAAGGUGGCGAGCGAGCGGUGGCGCUACAGGCUGUCGGUGGACGGGUACUCAGGUACAGCAGGUGAUGCUCUGCGCUUCAGCAAGAGUUAUGACCACAACAACAGGGCCUUCACCACCCCGGACAGGGACCACGACCGCUACCCGUCCGGGAACUGCGGGGCCUACUACAGCUCCGGGUGGUGGUUCGAUGCCUGCAUGGCUGCAAACCUCAACGGGAGGUACUAUGUGGGGAAGUACAAGGGGGUCCGGGACGGGAUCUUCUGGGGGACGUGGCGUAACAUAUCCACAGAGUAUUACCCCACCAAUGACAGACAGUCCUUUAAAACUGUCAGGAUGAUGAUCAGACCAAACGGCUUCAGACCGUGAGACUCUCUGCUGAGGCGUGUUGGACAACAUAAACUUUAACCAGAAGCUCCUGAGAUGCUCUUUACAGUUUAAUGUUUUAUCUACACACUUAUCGUAUCCGCUAUUAAACACAAUGCUGCCGCCUUGUGGUGUUUGAUUCUGCAAUACUUUAUUAUUUGUUUACAGGAGACAAUGACAAUAGCUGAGGAUGUACAUAGUUACAAAAGUUGUAGUGCGAAUUACAUAGUACUGUGUUUAUAACCUUAAUAUGUUAUAUGAUUUUUAUUUUUUAUUUUGAGAGUGUAUUUUGUUUAUGACGAGAGAGAGAGAGCCUCUUGUAAAGGAUUAUUUCUCAUUGGAUCUGACGGGUAUGCAGCAACAGAGACUGAUAUAUAUUUUUUUUUUACUACAGUACUGGAAAGUCAGUUGAUGGUUGAUGAAAGUUGUUGGGAUGUUUUGUAAUUAAGUUUGAUUUGUUAAGAUGAAUAAAAUAAAUGGAAAGAACUUUUUUUUUUUUAAUGUUUGGU